AUGCCCGCCCUCGCGCCGAAGCUCGACCCUGCCGGUGUGCGCGCGGCCCCCGACCCUCCAUCCCCAUCACCGCCGCCGCCGCCGCCACGAACAUUCCGCCUUCAACAGCAGCAGCAGCAGCAACCAACCCCAGACGCCACCCACGCCGAGACGGCCGUCGUCCCUCUUGCCGCCCGCCAAAACCCCCUCCCACCCGCCUCCUCGGAGAGCAUCAUCCCCGCCACCUACGGCUCGCUCUACGACUCCCCGCCGCCCGGCACCGUCGUCGCCAUCGUCCUCGGCUCCGUCGCCGGCUUCCUGCUGCUCGUGCUGCUCGUCUACGCGGCCCUCGGCUUCGGCCCCGCCCGCCGCGGCACCACCGAGUCCGGGUCCGUCGUCCACGCCGCCCCGGCAAGCGUCUUCAGCCUCCGUUCCCGCUCCCGCUCCCGCCUCGCCGCCCCGGACCCCCACCACAAGCAUCAUCGUCGCCGCAGCAGCCGCCGCCGCUCCGCCCGCCGCGCGUCCGAGACGGUCGAGGUGCGCACCCGCGAGCACUUCGUCGUCGACCACGCCGCCGCGUCGCGCCCGCCCCCGCCGCCCGCCCCGAAGACUGCUGCCUCGGCUCCCCGCAUGCCGCCCCCGCCGCCCCCGCCGGGCGUCGUCGUGGACGACGGCGACGACGAGGUGGUGGUCAUCGAGGAGCACAGCCCGCCCCCGCCUCGCAGGAAGAGCCGCAGGCACAGCGGCCGGAGCCGCCGCAGCGACGAGGAGGCGCGGCGCGGCGCCUAUCGCGACAUUGAGCCUGAUCGCUUCGCCGGCGGCGAUGCGCCGUUGCGUCAUGUCAGGAGAGAGGGGAGCAGGCGGUAUAGCCCGGACCACGGGAGGGGACAUUGA
Hirsutella rhossiliensis is the source of this 873-nucleotide messenger RNA. RefSeq lists its product as uncharacterized. NCBI's taxonomy places the organism in Eukaryota, Fungi, Ascomycota, Sordariomycetes, Hypocreales, Ophiocordycipitaceae. The record is from RefSeq and is a predicted model, not a curated record. The transcript has a single exon. Bases 1 to 873 code for a protein of 290 amino acids.